ACCUCUCUCUUCCAAUCCAGACAAAAGGGAGACAGGAUUCGCGGUUGCGCGCACUAAGCAUCAGCAUCUGAGCACCUUUUGGAGACGCCACUGGGUUUGAUCCGACGCGCAAGAACGCACCGGCACCGGCACACCGACACGCAGCACACGCCCCUCCAGCUCCAGGUCCACCUGAAACCCUCCAGAGCCGCUUCAUUGUCCUGUUGGAAAGGCAGAGGAAAGAAAAGGGAGUGUGUGAGUCUCUGGUUCAAUCGCAGCCAGAACACCGUGUUCCCAUGAUGUCAUACCUGUGGAUUCUGCUAUUAGGAAGCCUGCUGGCUGCAAGCGCCAAGGCACAAGAUGAUGAAGCCCCACCAACAGAUCCAGCAGUUGAUGCGGCCCUGGACUCUGAAGCAGAUGCAGCGACAGAGGUCCCAAAAGAAGCUGAGGUGACGACUGAGGGAGAAACACCAACGGGGAGUGAUCCUGAGCCUGAACCGGAAGCAGCGACUCCUCCAGUUGAAGAGGCAGCACCAGCGACUCCUGCUGCAGCAGACCCAGAACCAGAGACUCCUGCUGCAGCAGACACAGAAGUAGUGACUCCUGCGGUUGAUGAGGCAGAACCAGCAACUCCUGCUGCAGCAGACCCAGAACCAGAGACUCCUGCUGCAGCUGACACAGAAGCAGCGACUACUGCUGCAGCAGAUGCAGGAGCAGAAGCAGAUGCAACAACAAAAGAGCCUGAAGCCGUUCCAGAGGUUAAGAAUGAGGAACCAACAGCUAAUGUAGAGGAGGACGCUACCUCAAGCAGUGGUGCAACAACCUCUAAGGAGGAGACUGACUCUGAGACCACAUCAGCAGCAGAUCCAGCUGUAGCAGAAAAAGAGGAAACACCAACUGAUCCUGCCGCCGAUUCAGAAACAACAAAACCAGCCGUAGAAACAGAAGCCCCUGCGGUUGUUGUCCCUGAAAUUAAAGUGGCGGAUGCUCCUGAGGUGCAUUCAGAUGCUGGAUUUGACUUGGGAGAUGCUCUGGGGCCAGAUAACAAAGAAGUGGACAACUCAGGACAGAGCCGCAGUAUGGGGGAAUCUGGGGCACAUAUUGCUGAAGCCACAGGAGACGUGGAUGCACCGGAAGCCCAACAGGCCAGCUCCGGCUCUGUAGCAGGCAUCAUUAGUGCAAUUGCCGUGGCUGUAGUGGGAGCCAUCGUUGGAUACUUCACCUAUCAGAAGAAGAAACUGUGCUUCAAAAAUAGACAGGAAGCGGAUCCAGAGGUUGCACGUAAAGCUGACACGGCAGAGGCUCAGUCAGAUCCCCAGGUCCUUAGCAACCUGCUGAACUCGUCCUAGACCAGCGACGAUCACAUGACUGCCUGGACCAACUACCGGCAAGCAAAGUGGCAAAUCUCACUGUUGAGCUCUAUCUUCUGUAGAGCUAAAUUACUGUGAGGCCCCAGAGUAGGGCUGUGUGUGUGAUUAUGUCCGUGUGUGUGUGUGUGUAUGUGUGUGCAUGUGAGAGUGUGUUCAUUCUUGUGUGUGUGCAUAUAUGUGGGGAGUAAAUAUAUGUGAACCUUAGGGGUUUUAUGAUUGUUAAGACAUAGGAAUUUAUUAAAAUGAUUGGACCGACUUUCUACUUGAGUGGACAUUAAAGAGAUGUAAUCUCAAAUUAACCAUGAAAUGGCUAGGUUAUAUACCUUUUUUUCUUAUUUCAUUUGUAUGGCUACUAUCCAGUUCUAGUAAUUCAGUGUGAAUAUAAACCAGUGACAGUUAUCGAUGUUGUAGAUGUUUGUACUGAAUUCUUAAAAGUGGAUUUUUUCUGUCAUUGUUUGAGCCACCCAUAUCAUUUUCAAAAUUCCACAACAGGCAACAGUCACUUAAGUAAAACAUGUUUUUUUUCUUUUUGUAUAAUUGUCUGCAUUAAAAAUGCAGGGUAGAUGGAUAACAGGGGGUUUCAAUAACUACCACUGUGUCUCCUGGAUUCUGGCGAUUAAAACUAGUAUAGGAUUGUAAAGCUAGGAUUCUGGGGAUGCUGUUGCGGUCCGAUGCGUGUUCGGUUGGCCGCUGAUGUCACUGUAUGUGCGUGUGUGUUUGUGUGUGUGCCUUUUUGUUGGUUGGUGAAGGGGCUUCGUUUUAAAUCCUGCUGGGUGACUACCACUUCUCCUCAGUCAGUUCAAUAAAUUAGAGUAAAAUUUCCAACUAAACAGAAAAAAAAAUCCAACUAAAACAAGUUUAUUCACCGCAAAUUGAUUAAACUAUUAAAAAAAAUAUCCAUUUAUUUGAUAAUAUGAAUAUUUAAAAUAGAAGUGAAUUCUGGUCCAACCCUGUUUCUGGCGAUGUUCACCUGACAUGGACACAAUUCAAAAUGUAGUAAUGUAUUAGACAUUGUUCUGAUGUAGUACGUGUCAGUCUAGUUGUGAUGCAGUAAUUUCUCCUCUAUAGUGCCUUUUACUGACACAGCCUGGCUUGACCAAUAUACAGACACACAGCGAAGAGAGCUGGGACAAUAAAACAGGCAAAAUAGUAGUUGAAUGUAUCAAAAUAUACCAGACAAUUGAGGAAUGUAUGAUCUUAAUUAAGUCAUAAUCAUUUUAAUGGUUGAAAGCCUCACUUUGUCCUGCUCGUGCAUGUGAAACAUUACUGUACCAGCUGCCGUAUAUCCGUUCACAGUGGGCUGUUUGCUGUUUUACUUCCAGUACUUUUAUUAACUACAUUCCAGACUCUUUUAACAGCCUCACAAUUCAGCGGUAAAAGCAUCCUCAUUGUGUCUCUUUAUUUGAGCAAGCCAGUUGCUGUCACAGGGUUUUUGUAUCAUUCAAUAUUUCCAAACACCAUUCACCUGUGAUUUUUAUAUGAAUUUUACAUUUAGCAGUGGUUCAUUAUUGUGAAAUGCCUCAGAAGCAGCGCUAUUGCAUUAAAAAAGAAAAAAAGCCAAACAGUUUUUUUUUUGCAGCUGUAGCACAAACAGUUAUUAACUUCUGAAUGUCUUUUUCCGUUGCCUUGCAGUUUUGUACUUGCUCUGCUCCCUUUAAACUUUGAAAUAAGGUUAUUAGAGGUCGCAUAGUGCUGCAGUUCAUGUACAGUGUGUUACUCGUAAAGCACCAUAUAGCUGCAAUACAGGACAGAGACUGUUGCUAAAAGCUAACAGCCUAGCCUCAAGCUGAGAGAUAUUAAUAGUCUGUGAUGUCACACAUCGUUUAAUCCUACUGUGUAAACUGCGGGCUGGACGCCGGGUCAAAGCUCUCUUUGAAUUGCCUUCUUAUCCUGUAAUCUGUGAUAGACUGAGUUUCUCUCGACACAUUGGAACCAAGUGGAUAGUGUGUCUGAAAUCUCUUACUGCAUCUGCUACGAUGGCAUGGAGUGAUAAUGCACAAAACACCCACUAAAUAACAGUACAAGCUUUCAGAUAUAGCCACGGAUGCCUUCAAAACACCCUUUUCAAUCCUUUGUGCACUCCAAUGAGUGGAAUAGGAGUCAAUAAAAGCACUCGGCUGUCCUGCAGUGCACAUUCAGAAACCUCACUGGGACUGAUUUGAUGUAAAGGACACUGAAGCAACAACACAUCCCUAAAAAUAGCACAAGGAAUGCUUGUGUUUUGAGCAUUAUGGUCCACUCUACAUUUAGUCCCAAGCAGUCACAUUCCUUGUAAACAAACUAUUGGAGCGAAGCAUCCAAACCAGAAUGUAAAACCAAGGAUUGUAGACUUAUUGGGUCCUGAAGUGCACUUCCCAGAUAAAUGCUGAGGCAUCAAUCGUGGCGCUGACCAGUCCUGCCUUAUAUAUAUACCGCCUCUUGGAAAACAAAGAACAACGUCAUCAUCUGAAAGUGAAACGAGCAGAGAUGUUUUGCAGGUGAUUUUAAUAACACAAUCUCUACAGGAGAAGCACUUUCCUAUCCUGUAUACAUCUUGAUUCAUUAAACAUAUUUAGACAAUUCAUGUUUUUCAAUUUAGACUAGUGACUCUUCCUUUUUAUUUAAAUACGCUGUGUUUUCAUUUUGUGUAGGAACUGUCUUUCUUCAUUUGUCAUCUGGCACUUGUGUUGUUCUUCUGGAAUUGUGUAAAUAAUGUUUGAGGAGUCAAUUAAACCGUUUUUGUGGGCA
Sebastes umbrosus (honeycomb rockfish) is the source of this 4076-nucleotide messenger RNA. Its product is annotated as predicted GPI-anchored protein 58. NCBI's taxonomy places the organism in Eukaryota, Metazoa, Chordata, Actinopteri, Perciformes, Sebastidae. The record is from RefSeq and is a predicted model, not a curated record. Bases 276 to 1328 code for a protein of 350 amino acids. Gene Ontology annotation, biological process: positive regulation of neutrophil extravasation; homotypic cell-cell adhesion; T cell extravasation. The transcript is spliced from 12 exons.